AUGAACCUGGCUAAAAGACCAGUCUCACUUUCACAUCCGGUCUCAUUUGAGAUUGAGAUUGAGAUUUAUCAAGUUUGUUUUGAUUUCUUCGGCGGAGAAUUUCGAGGUGAUCCUGUUGGAAGUUCUACAGUCAUUCGUAUUAAAGGUAUUCCUUACAGGUUAAACAACAAAGACUUUCUUCAUGACUUUUAUAAGAAAUUUGGAACUGUGAAGCGAGUGUACAGCACACCAAAAAAUAAUGAAGCAGUUAUUCACUUUGUUGAUUUAAAAUCUGCUGCCGAUGCUAAGAAAAAUGGCACUGUACUGGAGAAUGGGACCAAGCCUGUAGCUAUAUUUUUCAGUCGACCUAGGAGCACAGAAAGUACUCACCCCAAAGUAUCAGUAAAACCAGACUUCACUGAAAAGAGAGUGCUAGUGAAAAAAAAAACAUCAUCCACAGUACCUGUUGUCAAGGAAACCACGGUUCAAAAAGAAUCACAGCCAGGUAUAGAGAAUUUGUCUCAUUUUAUUGGCAAAACUGCCAAAACAACAAAUGAGAAAGUUGAACUUCUUGAGAACAGAGAUAAAAUACUCCGCCAAUAUCGUAAGAAAACGACUGAUCUGAAGUGUUCCAAAGUGACAAUUGGUACAUGUCUUGAUAUGUGUCCAGAAAAGGAACGCUAUAUGAGACAAGAUCGAAGACAUUUGAGUAUCUUUGAGAUAUUACCUGGUACUGAACAUAACAAGCAUGGUGAAGUUCCUCAUGUUGACCACAUUAGAGCCAUUAAAGAAUACAGUCGCUCCUCAGCAGAUCAGGAUGCAGCAUUGCCUCAUGAAUUGCGACCAGGGCCAGUAUUGUUGAAGACAAUGGAUUACAUACUUCAUUUCAUAUUGGACAACAGCAAUGACAAAUGGGCCGAAUGGUAUGAUUUUAUAUGGAAUAGAACAAGAGGUAUUCGCAAGGAUAUCACACAACAAAAUCUGACAGAUAAGACUGCUGUGACACUGGUUGAGAAAUGUGCAAGAUUUCACAUUUUUUGCUCGCAUCGAUUAUGUGAAGAAAUCCUUGGUGUCUUUGAUCCUAAGAUUAAUAGUGAGAAUUUAACCAAAUGUUUGCAGAGUUUGGAACAUCUUUAUGUUGAUUUGAAAAACGAUAAUAUUUUCUGUGAAAAUGAAGCAGAGUUUAGAGCCUAUGAUAUCUUGUUGAAUCUGAAUGAAGGUGAUAUUCUAAGGUGA
Molecule: messenger RNA, 1215 nt
Organism: Saccoglossus kowalevskii
Lineage: Eukaryota; Metazoa; Hemichordata; Enteropneusta; Harrimaniidae
Product: germinal-center associated nuclear protein-like
Biological process (GO): mRNA export from nucleus
Cellular component (GO): cytoplasm; nucleus; transcription export complex 2
Molecular function (GO): RNA binding
Source: RefSeq, a predicted model, not a curated record